CUAUAUCCCUGCAGAUAGGCCUGUCCCUCCCCCUGGGACUCACCAUUAUAAGACGGAGACAGGAGAACAUCGGCACUGAGAACACCAUUUUGCGGACGCACGCAUCUUCAACGCACAGGGAUUUGCCACCAUCUCACAAGCAAGAAAAAUCCACCCAGGAAAUGGACCGCAGGCUGGUUUGUGCUGUUGCCUUGGUGAUAGGAAGUUGGGUCCUGGCAGCGAAAGGCCUCAAAAUUAGCUCCAACAUCCCUGUGGGAGCUCUUAACACCUCCAUCAGUCGUGCCGGCUGUGGCGAGGCAAAGGUUUGCUUGGAGGCUCCAGCAGACUGUGACCCCAGUGGUGAUGGUACCUGCCUCUUCGUCUCUGCCGCCCUUGCCAGCACCAAUCGCGCCAACACCAACAUUGAGCUGCGUGGAGACUCCGAAAACUACAUUGUCCUUGUCACGUCCUUUGAUAAGGAUCUGGGAGGGGGUGAUUUGGCCUGCGUCUGUGCACAGUACAAUGGAACCCUGCACUUCUUCACCACCACCUACGACAAUGGAUCACUGACCUUAACAAACAUGACUGAAGUUAUCAGUAAUGUCCUGGCCUCAUUUAAUGACAGUGUGAUCCAAUGCACCUUCACUGUUCUGGGAUCGAGUGAGGCAGCCAACCCUGCCUUCUACCUGUUCGCAGGCAAUGGGAAUUUCAGCGAUGGAGUCCUAGGGAAUCCUGAAAUUACCCUUAUGAGCAACGGCAGUGUGGACCUGAACAGUACCAACAUGUCUUCAACAUCUGAGAACAUGACCAACAGCAACAUGUCUUCAACAUCUGAGAACAUGACCAACAGCAACAUGUCUUCAACAUCUGAGAACAUGACCAACAGCAACAUGUCUUCAACAUCUGAGAACAUGACCAACAGCAACAUGCCUUCUCCAUCGCAGAAUAUGAAUACCAUCCCUGUGGGAGCUCUCAAUGCCGCCAUAAGUCGUGAUACAUGUGGCCAAACGAAGCUUUGCGAGGAGGUUCCAGCGGACUGUGAUCCCAGCGGAAAUGGUGACUGCCUGUUUGUCUCCGCCGCCACUGCCACCACCACCAGACUCUCCGGCAUCAAUAUUGCCUUCGAGCUGCGCGGAAACACCAGCGGCUACGUUGUCCUCAUUCUGUCCCCCGACAUGAUUCAGGGAGGAGGUGAUGAGUCCUUUGUCUGCGCACAGUUCAAUAAUACUCUCCACUUCUUCACUGCGACCUUCGACAAUGGAUCACUGACCAUGACCAACAGGACGGGAGGUGUCAGUAAUGCCCUGGCUUCACUCAAUGGAACUGUCAUCCAAUGCACCUUCACUGCACUGGGGCUGAAUGCCACAAACAGAGAAUCCAUGGACUCCUCCUUUUACAUCUUUGCUGCCACAGGGAGAUUCAAUGGUGUAAGCCUUGAGGAUCCUGUAAUUAGGCUUUCGAGCAACGGCAGUCUGGACCUCACCAACAGCACCAGCAACCUGCCAGCUCCAGCGGGCAAUACAACAACUCCAGAGGGCAAUACAACUCCAGAGGGCAAUACAACUCCAGAGGGCAAUACAACAGCUGGUGGAGCUGGCCUGCACCCCACAUCCCUGGUUUUGCUGGUCCUGCUCAGUGCCUUGAUCUCUCGUCUGGUUUGAGGAGCUGAAUGACCCCCCCCCCCCCCCCCCCCCACCAUCAUACCAUUACACUCACUUGAAGGAAGGAGUCAAUCAGCACUAUGCCAAAUGAAACUCCCAAGUUCAUAUUUACACCUUUCAAUUGACCUUUUUUUGUGUAUUUUUGAGUGUGUAUGUAAAGUGUAAAGUAGGCCGAUGUGUUUGUGUGCGCGUUUGUUAUAAAUGAAGCCGACCGGUGGAAGUGUGGCAAGCUGUCAUGGUUCUGUGUGCAGACCAGAAUGCUGCAUAAUAGGCUGGCAUAUUGCUCUUAUUAAACAUGUAUCAUCACCCUUAUGUCAUUAUAAUAAACAAUGUUUUGUAUGA
Conger conger (European conger) is the source of this 1982-nucleotide messenger RNA. RefSeq lists its product as uncharacterized. Gene Ontology annotation, biological process: regulation of glutamate receptor signaling pathway. Lineage: Eukaryota; Metazoa; Chordata; Actinopteri; Anguilliformes; Congridae. The transcript is spliced from 11 exons. Bases 162 to 1640 code for a protein of 492 amino acids. The record is from RefSeq and is a predicted model, not a curated record.